Molecule: messenger RNA, 11160 nt
Organism: Haliotis rufescens (red abalone)
Lineage: Eukaryota; Metazoa; Mollusca; Gastropoda; Lepetellida; Haliotidae
Exons: 3
Coding region: 642-7439 (2265 amino acids)
Source: RefSeq, a predicted model, not a curated record
ACACGGGAGCAUUCCUAGCACAUGCACUGAAUCUAAUAUCCCCGUGUUAAAGAUGCCCGUGUCAAAUAUCCUUCGAUGAUGGUUGCGAGAGACGGAUGUGCCUAGAGGAGAGAUCAGACUGAAUUCUUCAUGUGUCCCGGCAUACAACAGGACAAAGGGUGUGCGGGACGAGACCGCUGGAUGUAUUCUGUUUUCUGAAUACAUGUACAUCACUUGAGGAGGGUUCGGCUAAGACUCCUGGAUGUAUUCUGAAUACAUGUCCACACUUGAGGAGGGUCGAGCCUUUAGCGUAUAGACAUGAAGAUCAACACUUGCAGUGAGCGAGAUGGAUAUUUGUGACUGUGUUCUAUCAUGGACCACUUCAAGAUUUUGUUGAUAAAUUCAAGGUUUGAAUGUGGACCCUGUGUUAGAGGGGACUCACAUGCCUUUCCAACAUAGAUGUCGUGCUUGGUGAUGCGUGAAAUUGGAAAGUUCAAGCGUCUGUGAUGGCUGAACGAUUCUGAAUGUCCAGAUUUGGAUACCAAAGGCUCCAAGACGCUGUCGACUCCCCGUCAGUCGCGUCCUCUCCGACUGAUUCAAUUGUGGUGUUAACGUCUGAUUUUCGUAUGGAUUAAUUACCGUUAUUGGAAUACAGCUUCAAAAUGGAAAGACGGAAUACGGUUGGUGUAUCCCUUCCCAGAAUUCCAUCCAGUGUUUUGGCGGGAAUCAAGAACCAAGUCAGACGAACUCAUUCGGAUUCAGUUGUUCGUUCUGCUGAGCUAGGCCGAAAGCCAAGGAUGGUUUUUUCUUCCAGCAAUAUCCGGACCAGUUUUAGUAAAGGCAAUAAUCUUAGUGGCAGAAGAACUGUGACAAAAACAUUCUCUGACAGGCCAAUUUCAAUGUCGUCUGCGAACACGAGUGUCUCGAACUCACACACUGUCUCACCUGAUGCGUCAUUCUCAUCUGUGUCUCUCGAAUUCGAAUCCCAAACCCUCACAUCUGACCCAACCCUCCAGCCUACAGACCCUCCGCCCUUGCCAAACGAGUAUGACACAGACAUGACUAGCGACGUCAUUCCUGAAAUUAACGAAAACGGUUUUGACAGUGAAAAUCGGUCGUCCACAAAAUCAGUAUCCACUCAUACUAUUACGGAAACAGAUUCACUCACGACCAAGAUUCAUAUGACUGAGAGCUCUUAUCCUGUAGCGGACACAGACAUGGAUACUUCCGAAAAUGAGCCCCGGGAAUUUGAGAACAUGACUACGAGUUUGCCCACCCCACCCCCUUCACCCCGGCCCACUGGCCAUGACGAUACUGACGAGGUAAUGUCGUAUUUUCUAAACACUGUUUCCCAGGGAUAUGAUUCCCCGACAACACUGUCCUUGAAGUCAGCGUCGCAUACGCUCACAACGCCACCGCAACUCACCCCUGACAACGACAACGACGACGAUGAUGCGGAAGUAACGUCAUACGAUUUAAAAUCUACAACCGACAUCUUAGACUCACUUUCGUCUUUCACCGUAGCAACUGACGACAUAUCCGACACAUCAACGUCACCCCCACCGGCAUCAGACGCAGAUGUCCCUUUCCAAUCUACCCCUCCCUCCCCACCACCUCUCCUACCUUCGUCUUCCCCUCCUGAUCUCACACCUCCUCCAAGUCCCGAACCACCCCUCAGAACGUCCUCCCGAAAUGAGACAGUAGAAAAUCAGACGUUGUCUCUACAUGUUAAAAGACCUCACUCCCCAACAUUGGAAGAUUUUAGCAAUGGGAUGACGGGUGGAUCGAGCCCGCCAGUGAAGAAACUGACAGCGGUUUACCCUCAGACGUCUCGACAACUAGCCCAACCGCCAUCUCCUCCACCGCCCCCACCACCACCAUAUAUACCACCGCCACCCCCUACACCACCACCAUAUAUACCACCGCCACCCCCUACACCACCACCACCACCCCAACCCCCGACUAUAAUUGUUUCGGGGCGUCCAAUAGGCGGGUCUCUAACCGAAUCCGACGUAUCAUCUGAGUACAAAUCUGAGGAUGAGACUUUGAGGUAUUUCAAUAAAACUGUUAUCGGGGAAACUACUAUCAGUUCCGACAACAGCAGUCAAGUGGAUGAGUUGCACGCACUGUCUCUUCCCAAAAAUGAUUAUUUCGCCAGCAACAGCAUCGACACGCCGGAACAAUCCAAGGGACAUAACUCCUCCAGCCAUGAUAGCGUUGUCACCAGUCCAACCAGCGGUUUGAAGGUGAUUAAAUGGAAUGACCCCCUUAAAACCACACGUUCAGCAAUCAAACCAGGCACUGUUGAUGAACUGAAACAAAUAUACAGCAAGCUAGGUGAUGGUGAAUUUAAACCGUCGGCAAUAAAGAAACGAAGGAAAGAAUUGUUCAAAAUGACCAAAACGCAGCAAAUGAAGCGUUACAAAAAGGUCAUUGAUAUGUUCAGCGCUGACGAAACAGACGACGCCCCGCUUAGCCCGACACAUACAACCACACCGCUGAAGAGGGUGGAUGUAGUUGAAAUGUCGGCUGACGCCGUUGUUGGCACCGACCUUAAAGUGGACAGUCCUGCAAAGGUCAGUGUAACAGCUAAAACGAGUUUGGAACCUGCGCCCGUAAAUAAUGAUGCGACGUCUACAGUUGGAUCUGAUAGAUGGGAAAAUUCAGAGAAUGAUGAUUCCAACCCCUACUCCCGGGCUAACAUCAUUGCUUUUCUGAACAGACGCCUGAAAACGAUGCACGACAACCAAAAGAAGGCUUUUGAAGCCACGAAGAAGAAAGAAGAAACGGGGACGUAUACAGACAAAUCUGAAGACAGUAAUUUAUCUUUGCCGAAAGAAGAUGAGCCUGUUAUAAAGUCAACCACGUUUACUUCCACCGAAGAGCAAAGAAAUUCUUACAGCAAGCCUUCUGGGGAUGAAGAAGUGAUUGAUAGUCGCAGGGAAGCCCGACCUGAUGAGCGACUUGACGGCGAGAGUUCGCGGAAAAGCAUUUCGCAUGGUCACGUGACCGAAUCAGGUACACAGCGGGGCGAGCUUGCUGUGUCGUCUGCUUCAGAUACUCCGAUAGGUUUUGACAGUAAACAAGCUGAGGAGGUUUCGGAGGAGCAACCACCUGGAAGAAUAGACGCAGAUUUGAAAGCAGGCGACAGCAAACCGACGAAAAAAGACACAGGAUUUCGUAGUUUAUUUUUUGACGAUGAUCCCGAAUCUGACUCAGAGGUUGAACCUGUGAAUAAUGAAACAUCCCAAGUAGGUACAAAUAUGAAUGUGAGGUCUAUUCACGCGUCUGAACUUAACAGCCAGGCAAAUACGCCUGUGCUUUCAAAUGGUUUUAUGAAUACAUCUUCGGGAUAUUCAUCAAACAUGUCGGCUGCUAUGGGUGAAGUGCAAAGUUUUGAUAUACACAGCCGUGCAAGCGGACACAGCCGUGCAUCGGAGCAUAGUCGAGUUUCAGAGCAUAGUCGAGCAUCGGGACACAGUCGGGCAUCAGGACACAGUCGGGUGUCGGGACACGGUCGAGUGUCGGGACACAGUCGCUCGACAAGCGGGGCAUCAGGACCACGCGUUAACACUGAGGAAACGAGCAGUGGUGUUUAUGUUGUUCAGGACAAUGUUGGGGAUCUGUAUGUUGUUGAGGAUGUCAGCGAUAAGCCGAGGCAGACAGCUACAUUUGAUCAGUUAGGCAUGGUGUUUACGUCAGGUGAUGUAGAUACAAGUCACACUUUUGGCACAGGUCAGAGCAGCCUCCGUAGUUUUGAUUUUAAUACACCAGAGUCAACAAGGAUUUCUGUUGACAGCUCUGAUUUGAAUUAUGGUAAAGCAAAAGAAGUACUUUCCAACUUGUUUGACAGUUUGAACACGGCUGAUCGCGGAUUGGCCGUGACUGAUUUCCAAAACGACUCACUAGAGCGAGGCGAUGUGACAGUGAGCGGGAUAAGUGUGAUUUCGGAUCGGGAUGUAGAUAGCAUGGCAAGUCAAGCGAAUAAUCACAGUGCCGUGGUUCUGAGAAGUGCAGAUACCGACAUGGCUCUACAUGAAGAUGUCUAUAAAAAGACAAUUUUGAAUAUUGUCACAGAUGAACAGGAUCGCCCGCUGUGGACCGAGCAGACGACAGACACACAAGUCAAAGCAUGGAUGGAAAACGGCGACGAGGUACAAGUGGGGGGUGACAAUGGGUAUAGGACAAUAACAAUGGCAUCCAAUGGCAACCAGGCAUUAGCUCUGAUGACGCCAGCCCCAGAUUAUCCAGCAACAGACACAAGGCAGAUUUCUACAUAUAAUGUGUCACUUGCAAACAACCACGGAGGUGCUGUCGCUGCAGCUUCUGUUGAACCUGUGAUUCAGGACGUUGCAACAGGUGUAACAGUUACAACGACGAAGUCGACGGUGAUCGGCCAAAAGGUCGAUAUGAUGAUCGAUGUCCCCCAAGAACGAGAUAUCAGAUCGGAAUGGAAUCAAAAUAACAGGACGGUUAAUUCUUUUCGAAAUAGUUCUAUGAAUUCAAAUGACAGUAUUCGCUUUACAAACGGCUAUAACAGUGACUCUAGUCAAUCCUCGGAUGGCAGACGAGGUACCAAGUCCUACAGUGUCAGGCAAAUCAAGAGUUCAUCACUGGAUCGUGCAGAUUCGUCUGCAAGUCGAGGACGAACUCGAUACAUCACACGUAUCGACUCCAUACCGAAAGGCAGUCGUCCAAAUAUUGAGAAGACGUAUUUCACAUCAAGUGACGCAGUGACAAGCAGGACCAACAACGUGUCUUUUGGAGACGCAGAUAGCCAGUAUGGAUCUCAGACAUCUAAGAGUACGUCAGCGGAGGCUUCUCCUCCUGGGGAGAGUCCUCGGUAUAGAAUGAUAAGAUCACCAAUCCGCACCCAAACUUCACCGGAGAGACGAACAAUCUACGAAUAUGUAGAGGACCAACCAACAAGGCCUGACUUUUAUCAACACAAAGCAUUCAACUACGAAGAGUCUGUCAACAAAGACGGAGAUUUAUGGCGUGUCAGACACACACCCAGCAGUAAAGUGUAUAAUGAACCAGUCUUCAAUUCUCGCGAUAGUAGAAGUGAUCGCAGCUCUGAGCGAUACAAGGUCACUACGACGAUACCCGCCGAAGAGCUGUUCAAUAAGGACAGCACACAGGACGGUUUUUAUAGAACCCGUGAUUCAUUUGGAUCUGGGAGUGAACAGAAGCAUUACAAAUCAGUUACAAAACUGGAGGUUACAAAUGACAGGCUGUCUCCCGUCAGAAAACGCCGACAUGGGCCGAGAAAUCUUUCUGAUUCAGAAGACGAUGAGCACACUAACACAGGCGCGAAGUACAGAGUGUCAAAUAUUAGAAACGAAGAUGCACUAACAAGAAGACAAAUGGACCAUACACCAGAGAUAGACGAUUCCCAGCAGGUAUAUAGAGUUACCAGUGUGACCCCUUCUGACAAAUCUAAGAAAUCUCAAAGGAGAGUUACAAACAGAAGUUUAUUCGGUAGCAGUAGUACAGAUCCACUAUUCGACGAUGUCAACGCUACACAACCUGAACAUAACUACCGAGUGGCAAAAACAUCCUCAUCGGAGGACUUAAUUGUGUCGCGGAAGUUCUCCACUCGGUCUCAGCAGCGAGACUCGAGGUACAGAAGGGUGGCAAGUCCCCAUAGAUUCGACUCUGGUUACUUUGACGACUCACUAACACGCAGGGAAUCUCCAUCCCACACAACUGUCAUACGCGUCGAUCCCGGCCCGAGACGAGGCAGGUCUGUUGACGCUUCUACGCGGAACUCUGUGUACACAGUGAUGAAUGUGAAAUCAGAGGAUAAUCUGACAAAUGGCAGCAUGUGGGACAGCAGGGCUUCGCCCACCCGAGGCCGGAGGGGUAGCUAUUCCUCAGACUCCGAUGAAGAGAGGAGAGGAAAGUACCGGAUUACGUCACCCAAACACCGCAGAUCCUCGAUAGAACGUGAAUACCCAUCGUCUCCCGAGCAGGGGCGAAGAUCGAGAAGAGAUGAACAAACUAAAUAUUAUGUUCAGAGGACACUUAGCCCAAGUCGCGUGGAAGAUAGCGAGCCUGUUAUGUUAAGUAAACGGGUAAGGUCCAUAUCUCCUCAGCCCUAUUACAGCCGAGUGUUGAGUCAGCCGCAAUGGCAUAAGAGCUCCGUAGACAUUAACAGACGUAAUUACUCUACAGAUUACACUACUAACCAAAGGAGCUCUUCCUUUGCAAGCCUGAGUCCUGAAAAAGAAUCUAGAAGUUACGUUGCCUUCCCCGACAAAGAUGAUUACAGGCCUGUUGGGAGAUCCAACUCUCAGAAUUUUAAAACAGAGAAGACGUUCUUCCUCAGAUCUACCUCUCCAUCUCCACCCAAGACUAACAGGAAUUUCUCAAGAAGCUUCUCACACGACAUGACUGCCGAUUCAGGGACGGGGACCGAGAUCGUGAGCUCCGACAAUGAAGGGAAUGGAGAAUACGCUCGUGAAGAAAAGGUUAAGAGAGUAGAACAACAAAUAUACACUGUUCGCCGGGAACCAUUACAUUCAGAGAUACCAGACGAAACAGAAGACCUGAAAGUGGAAAGGGGUAGAAUUCUAAUCAAAAACAAAAUUGACCCCAGCAAGGAUGAAGAUGACUUUGAUGACAAUUUGAAUUUGUUUGACAAUGAGUUCCAUCUUCAGAAGGACAAUCCUCUGUAUCAGAGUGACCCUGACCUUUAUAAGAAAUUCGAGGAGGAGCGGGUUGAGGAGGAUGUCCACCAGUCGGAGUUCAGGAGUAGGGUGAACCAAGACAUCACCUUCGACACCGUGGAUAGGAUAGCACAUCAACACAGGAGCAGCAGCAGCAGCAGCAGAAAUGCUCAAGUAAGUACCCGGGAGGUGCCGAAGCAGAACCUGUCCACGUUGUUGCUGUCUCAGCUCGCCAACAUCGACAGCAAGGACAUCAGACAGAACAUCGACGUGGAACACCACAACGAAGAGAUCUACGGUGACCUUGACUUCGUCCACGCAGACGGAUCUAAGUCAGGAUCUGGAAACACAGACAAUUUCGACGCCGUCAAUGAAAAAGUCAAUUUGACUUUGAGAGAGGGCAAAGCUUUCGUUAUUAUCAAGGUGAUCGCCGAACGAGUUGUGCCUAUUGACUACGAGUUCAACGUCUGGAGGAAGAGCUCCGCCAUUGUCACUCGGCAGAUUGAAAUAGAUCUUCUGGCAAACGAACAGCGCAGACGUCUUUACGAGCACGUCAUGGAGAAUGCGGGUGCACGUGGAGCAAUUGAAUCGGGUUCCUAUGGACCACACAGUAUGACGUCAUCACUGGUCAGGAACGACAAUGAACUCAGCAGUAUGGACACGUUGAGGUUGUUUUCUCAGAUCCUGAGCGUUACUGAAGGCCAAGGGGACAAUGACGCGACCGCAUAUUCCACACGACAGGCUCAAGGUCGUCUAUCUAGCAGCGGUGCCCAUGACAUUCUCUACUGAGAGAACCAUAACGGUGAUCUUGACAGCUAUUUGGCAUCUGGAAGCACUUGCUACAUUCCAGAAAUAAGGCUACAUGGUCUAACCCUAAUAUUUGAUGUAAUAUACAUCGUAGUGCAUUUCAAUAUAUACAAGCUUCCAAUGCAUCUAUGCAUUGUACAGAAGAUGAUGUAAAUGAUGCAUGUGGAACAAUUAUCCGUACAAUACGUGUUCAUCAACUAUGAACAUUGUGGGUCUUAUUCCUGAUCUGACAAAUCCUAUCCCUGGAUAGGCGGAGGUGACAAUAUAGUAUCAUCGGCUUGUGCUCUUCCUCUUGGACAUUCAGUAGAACAGUGACAUGAUAACCAUUUCUUGGCACUGGGGAACCAACAUCUCAGAUGCUUCGGAACAACCAAGAUUAGCCCGAUCCAGAAUAGAUGUGGCGGAAUGAUUUCAAGUGAAGUACAUUUGGUCCAAGUUUGGCACAAAGACGUGAAUCUGUUGAGUGCAUGCUUGUAAUUUUCGAACUCAUUCGUGUUUCGUACCAAUUGAAUGAGGAUAGGCUUCCAACAUGUAUGCUAUUGUAUGUACUAACUCAAUGACAACCUUGACGAUCCUACGACGCAUGUAAACCAUGUAAAUAUACACAUCCCGACGUAGCGGAUGAAACGCCGAUAUUAGUGCUUUGAGGAAACUGCAAACGGACAUUAAGUACACCUUGCAGUCCUUUGUGUAUAGUAGGGUCGGUGACCUACACUCACUUUCGAUUAAUGACGGAAAGGGGCGAGGAAUACCGACUUAUUUAGUGGUUUUACUAGAUGACACUGAUGAUGGUGCUAGGACUAUUAACGAACUAUGAUGUAGUGAAUGAAUGGGGUUUUAACGCCGUAGAACAAUAUUGCAACUAUGUCACGACGGUUUGGAAUAUGCGGUUGACCCUGGGCCAAGCAAACCAAUGAUCGAUAGUUCGAGCAUGACAGACACGUCCAGAUAGAAGUUGAGACAUGACCUUUACCACAUCCCUCCUUCAGUACCCUCUAUAGAAUGAGGUUCUCUGGUCCUGUCACACCCUGGAAUCCACGAUACGACAAUAGUGUCUUGUAAAGUACCGGGUGCUAUCAAUGUCUCGACAUUGGACAUUCUUCUUCCGCUGAAAUGUAGCGCGUAGAGCUUAUGAUACACUGUGAUAUUGCAACAAUGAUGUAAUAUUCAUUUCUGUUACACAAUGACGGCGUUACUUGUUUGUAUAUAGUGCAAUAUUUAGAAACUUGUAUCCCAGGGACGUUGAAUGUACAUAUGUAAAUAUUGCUAAAUAAACCAUGGGACACUUAAUUGUCGAAUGGUAUUAUUGGCAAAACCAAAGGCUAAUUUCAACUUACGUCAAGUUUUCUUUGAGAAGUUCGAAAUCGAACUUGUUUUGUUUGUAUCUUACAAAGUAUCACCGUAGAUCUAAAUUUGAAUAUUGUAUAGAUAAAUAUUGCCAAUUAGUUUGCUACUAUGUUAUAAAGAAAAAACAUAUGCAUGGCUUGCCAUGAAUAAUGAUAUGCUACUUUGAAGUGUCAAUAUCAUUUACGCAAAUACCAUGUCUUCUUUUCUUGUUUUGUAUCAUCAUGCUUGUAUAGUGUAAAUUGCAAAGGGCUGCAAUGACCCUCCUGUUUUUAUUUUAAGUUAGAGGUCACACUGUGUGUAAAUGUUUGCGCGACUCGAAGUCCUUGAAACCUAACUAUGCACCGUGAAUGGCCCGCAAAAUAUUUGGCUCUCCAGACAGCCUGUCAGACUAAUUGCACCGCGUUGCCCAAUUACUUGAAUCUUGUCACAAGAUAUGCACCAGGUUGAAUGGAUAAACGUGCACCACGACCACGUUGAUCCUUUCGACUAAUAAAUAAAUAUCAUGGGAUAAAUACUGAUUUAAGCAAGUUAAUAUUGAAACAUAAACACAUUGCGGUUUAUAUUCAAAAUCGUGUUUUUAUAGGAAUAUGACAUGUAUUUAAAUUGAUUUAUUUUCUGUUGAAAUAAUUAAAUUUGGUUAUCAGUAGUCAUGGGAAUGCGGAAAUCAGGUAAAAGAAUUUCCGUUAAAUACAUUUUAAGUUACUUUUGCUUCGCGUUGUGUCCAUACUGUUAUUCAUACCAAACAUAUCUGAACCAAACGUAGCUCAGAAGUACGUCUUUUGUCCAAAGUGAAGUUUAUUUAGUCAAGAUGCCAUUAAUUCACGUGAGGCAAAUAAUCAGUAGCUCCUCAUCUUCAGUGUGUCAUUGUGUGUGUGUGCAUCUUGUCCUCCGAGAUACAGUGUUAUGUAAACGUCCUCCGUUUUUACAGGUGCAAAUACAGGCAGCUCCUGCUACGUGGGCGAAGUCUCAAUGUGGUGAUUAAGUUAAGCUUUCAAAGGAAACCAGUUUCUCGGUUCAGUGAGGAUGAGUUUGAUUUAUUUUGAAAUAGACUACAAAGCCAGCAGAGUCUGCAGCACUCCUCGCAUACUCGUAUUACCUGUUUGUUCACCUAUUUGUACAAUUUAAACACAUCAUCACAAGCAUCAUAAGUUGCACGCCAUCUCCCUCCUCCGUCAGGAAUGCAGGUCAUACGUACACGCCGGUCAUGUAACAAGCCAAGCCACUGCGACAUACGCCUACAGUAUACCUUGAUAUAUGUUCAACUAAAGAUGCGUUCCAUUGUCACUGUGAUGGCGAAGAAGCCGCACUCGCUUUUAUGCACAUUCCAUGUACAACUGGGCUGGUUGUUAUGAGCUGUUUGUCACAGAGGCUAAAGCCGUAUUCCCCAUGUAACAUUACCACGGGGAAAUUCGUUUGAACAUGUAAACGUGAAAGUGUUCUUAAUUAGUAGACACAGGGGUUUGGGGUCUUAAAAGGGAAAUUUACAUAAGGAAAUUAAAUAGUAGCAGUGUUUUAAAAAAGAUGUUCAUGGUAAUUAGUUAUCCUUAAUAGCAAGCCUCGCGUUAAAGUUUAGCAUUCGCCGAGCAUGUGAUUGCAAGGUGAAGUGUCUGGCUGAUAUGGACACGGUCUUCGAGGAAAAAAAUAAUGCACAGGAUUUAGUUUUAUCUCUGCGUUGCUAUAGAAACGAGCAUGCAUGUGACCUCUUUCUUUGUGCAUAUGAUUAGUAUGCAGACUUUGUAUAAUAGAAUGCCACGUGUCUUUCCUGUAAUCCAAAAUUACACAGAUAUAUUUUGAGAUUAUAAUUUAUUAUGUGUCAUACUUGUAAAUAAAUAUUGACGAAAUACUUAGAACUGUAUUUUAAAGGUUAAUAAGGUACGUGUGCACUGAAAAAACUGUUAUAAUUUUUUGUCUAAUAUUAAACGAUAUUAUCUAAAAUUGAAGCCAUUUCGUUAAAAAUGAGACCUUAAUGAAUUCAUAAUGAAGAAGAUUGUAAAACAGAUUCAUUUAGUAAUCAUACAUUUAUGCAUUUUUGGAAGCAUAAUGGCACAUUCAUGUGGAUAUUUGACUUAUAUAGUAUAGAUGAAGGUAUUUUAGCGCCUGUUUCGAUAUUUGCAAAUAAAUUACCUGUAGCAUCUUACGCCUAACUCUUGCUAGAUGGUCACAACAAAAUAAUAGAGCUUUGUGUAUGCUUAUGUCCGCUCUUCCAUGUAUGGUUAUACUGCUUUAUGGAGUCUUGUGUAUGCAUAUACUGUGUACCACUUAGUGUGCAUGAAGAACGAAGAUACGUUAUAGAUUUAAAAUGUACUGUACACUUAUACUACUUUUAUAAAACAUGUAAUAAAACAAUAUAUUUCCA